Molecule: messenger RNA, 2100 nt
Organism: Aspergillus bombycis
Lineage: Eukaryota; Fungi; Ascomycota; Eurotiomycetes; Eurotiales; Aspergillaceae
Gene: hsp90
Product: chaperone Hsp90
Exons: 2
Coding region: 1-2100 (699 amino acids)
Biological process (GO): protein folding; protein stabilization; cellular response to heat
Cellular component (GO): cytosol; plasma membrane; protein-containing complex
Molecular function (GO): ATP binding; ATP-dependent protein folding chaperone; ATP hydrolysis activity
Source: RefSeq, a predicted model, not a curated record
AUGUCCGAGACUUUCGAGUUCCAGGCUGAGAUCUCUCAGCUCCUCUCUCUUAUCAUCAACACUGUCUAUUCCAACAAGGAGAUUUUCCUGCGUGAACUUAUCUCCAACGCCUCGGAUGCUCUUGACAAGAUCCGCUAUGAGUCUUUGUCGGACCCCUCCAAGCUCGACUCGGGCAAGGACCUCCGUAUCGACAUCAUCCCCAACAAGGAGGCCAAGACCUUGACUAUCCGUGAUACCGGUAUCGGUAUGACCAAGGCUGACCUGAUCAACAACCUUGGUACCAUCGCUCGCUCUGGUACCAAGCAGUUCAUGGAGGCCCUCUCCGCUGGUGCGGACAUCUCCAUGAUUGGCCAGUUCGGUGUUGGCUUCUACUCUGCUUAUCUUGUCGCUGACCGCGUCACUGUCAUCUCAAAGCACAACGACGAUGAGCAGUACGUCUGGGAGUCCGCUGCCGGCGGCACCUUCACUCUCACCCAGGACACCGAGGGCGAGCCCCUUGGCCGUGGUACCAAGAUGAUCCUUCACUUGAAGGAUGAGCAGACUGACUAUCUCAACGAGAGCCGCAUCAAGGAGGUUGUUCGCAAGCACUCCGAGUUCAUCUCUUACCCUAUCUACCUCCACGUCCUGAAGGAAACCGAGAAGGAGGUUCCUGACGAGGAGGAGGAGACCAAGGAAGAGGAGGGCGAUGAGAAGAAGCCCAAGAUUGAGGAGGUUGAUGAAGAAGAGGAGAAGAAGGAGAAGAAGACUAAGACCGUGAAAGAGAGCAAGAUCGAGGAGGAGGAACUGAACAAGACCAAACCCAUCUGGACCCGUAACCCUGCUGAUAUCACCCAGGAGGAGUACGCUGCCUUCUACAAGUCUCUCUCCAAUGACUGGGAGGACCACCUUGCUGUCAAGCACUUCUCCGUUGAGGGCCAGCUUGAGUUCCGUGCCAUUCUCUAUAUUCCCAAGCGUGCUCCUUUUGACCUCUUCGAGACCAAGAAGACCAAGAACAACAUCAAGCUCUAUGUUCGCCGUGUCUUCAUCACCGAUGAUGCCACCGAUCUUAUCCCUGAGUGGCUCAGCUUCAUCAAGGGUGUUGUUGAUUCUGAGGACCUUCCUCUCAACCUGUCCCGUGAGACCCUGCAGCAGAACAAGAUCAUGAAGGUCAUCAAGAAGAACAUUGUCAAGAAGACCCUUGAGCUCUUCACUGAAAUUGCCGAAGAUCGUGAGCAGUUUGACAAGUUCUACUCGGCCUUCAGCAAGAACAUUAAGCUUGGUGUCCACGAGGAUGCUCAGAACCGCCAGACCCUUGCUAAGCUGCUCCGUUACCAGUCCACAAAGUCUGGUGAUGAGGUCACCUCCCUCUCCGACUAUGUCACCCGCAUGCCUGAGCACCAGAAGCAGAUCUACUACAUCACUGGCGAGUCUAUCAAGGCUGUUGCCAAGUCUCCCUUCCUUGACAGCCUCAAGCAGAAGAACUUUGAGGUUCUCUUCCUGGUUGACCCCAUUGAUGAGUACGCCUUCACUCAGCUUAAGGAGUUUGAUGGCAAGAAGCUCGUCGACAUCACCAAAGACUUCGAGCUUGAGGAGUCCGAGGAGGAGAAGGCUGAGCGUGAGAAGGAGGAGAAGGAGUUUGAGGGUCUUGCCAAGAGCCUCAAGAACAUCCUCGGCGACAAGGUUGAGAAGGUUGUUGUCUCUCACAAGCUUGUUGGCUCUCCUUGUGCCAUUCGUACUGGCCAGUUCGGAUGGUCUGCCAACAUGGAGCGUAUCAUGAAGGCCCAGGCCCUCCGUGACACCUCCAUGAGCUCCUACAUGUCUUCUAAGAAGACCUUCGAGAUCUCUCCCAAGUCUGCUAUUGUCAAGGAGCUCAAGAAGAAGGUCGAGGCUGAUGGUGAGAGCGACCGUACCGUCAAGUCCAUUACUCAGCUUCUGUUCGAGACCUCUCUCCUGGUUUCCGGCUUCACCAUCGACGAACCUGCCAGCUUUGCCGAGCGCAUCCACAAGCUUGUCUCUCUCGGUCUGAACGUCGACGAGGAGGCCGAGACCUCUGAGGAGAAGGCCGCUGAAGAGGCCCCUGCCGCUGCCACCGGCGAGAGCUCCAUGGAGGAGGUUGACUAA